Ilyonectria robusta is the source of this 1407-nucleotide messenger RNA. Its product is annotated as nuclear distribution protein PAC1. The record is from RefSeq and is a predicted model, not a curated record. NCBI's taxonomy places the organism in Eukaryota, Fungi, Ascomycota, Sordariomycetes, Hypocreales, Nectriaceae. The coding region runs from base 1 to 1407 and encodes 468 amino acids. Gene Ontology annotation, molecular function: protein binding. The transcript is spliced from 3 exons.
AUGGCGCCUAUGCUGUCACCCAGGCAGGCGGAAGAGCUUCACAAAUCCAUCAUCGCAUAUCUCUUGGCCAACAACCUCCCCAAUGCCGCCGCCGCACUCCGGGCUGAGAUCAACCUCGGCGAGGACGUCUUCGACGCAGCCACCGCGAAGAAAUACGAGACAUUGCUAGAGAAGAAAUGGACGAGCAUUGUGCGGCUACAGAAAAAGGCACGUUGGCGGAUCAUGGAUCUCGAAAGCCGGAACGAGUCCUUGCAAACCGAACUCGACAGCGCGACGCCCAGCUCCCUCUCAAAACGAAACGACCCCGCAUCCUGGCUACCCAAGGCCCCUCCCCGCCAUGUCCUGGAAUCUCACCGAGAGACCAUCAACUGCGUCGCAUUCCAUCCCAUCUUCUCCUCGAUCGCCUCUGGGUCCGACGACUACACAAUCAAAAUCUGGGACUGGGAAUUGGGAGAGCUGGAAAGGACGAUCAAGGGCCAUACAAGGGCUGUGCUGGACGUUGACUACGGUGGUCCCCGCGGCGGUUAUCUACUGGCGUCCUGCAGCUCAGAUCUGACCAUCAAGCUGUGGGAUCCAGCCGACGAUUACAAGAACAUCCGGACUCUGCCAGGCCACGACCAUAGCGUCAGCGCUAUUCGCUUCAUUCCUUCGGGCGCUGCGGGCGCACCGUCUUCCGGAACCUUGCUCGUUAGCGCGAGUCGAGACAAGACACUCAGGAUAUGGGAUGUUACCACUGGGUACUGCGUGAAGACAAUCAAUGGCCAUGCUGGCUGGGUCCGAGAUGUGUGUCCAUCUGUUGAUGGGCGCUAUCUUGUCUCUACCGGUGAUGACAUGUCUGUUCGACUCUGGGACGUCUCCAUCCCAGAGCCGGAGGCCAAACAGAUCAUGUUCGGCCAUGAGCACGUCAACGAAUGCUGCACAAUUGCUCCGCCCUCGACAUACAAAUACUUGGCCCCGCUGGCCGGAAUGAAGAAGCCUCCACCUGCGAGCAGCACGGCAGAAUUCAUAGCCUCGGGGUCUCGAGAUAAGACGAUACGAAUUUGGGACGCUCGCGGAACGUGUCUCCUAACGUUAAUUGGCCACGACAACUGGGUGCGGUCAAUCCUAUUUCACCCCAGUGGCAAGUAUCUCCUUUCGGUGUCAGACGACAAGACGUUGAGGUGCUGGGAUCUUAGCCAAGAUGGCAAAUGUGUCAAGGUGCUUGCGGACGUCCAUGAGCGGUUCAUCACUUGCUUAAGAUGGGCACCCGGUAUUGUCAAGAGUAGCGGUCCCGUUGAGCCGGAGAAUGGAGAAGUUGGGACCCCAACAAAGCGGAAUGGUAUCGAGAGGGCUGCCCCUGAGGUGCAGAUUCGGUGCAUCAUCGCCACGGGAGGUGUAGACCAGAAGCUGAGAAUCUUCGCGAACUGA